UUUUCAUCUCUCCCUCUUUCUUAUAAAGUAGGAGCUCUAGUUACAAAUCGAAAUUGUGCUCAUAGUGAUGCAUUUUGCUGUGAAGAAGAAGAAGAAGAAGAAGAAGAAGCAGUUUAGUGAGAAGUUUAGGGAUCAAGGGAGGUAGAGAUUGAUUAGGGGAAGAUGGGUUACAUGCUUGUUUUCUGUAUGUUGAGCACCUUCUUCAGCAUGAGAGCUUCAGGAGGGGCUCUGAGUAGUAGUAGUAGUAGUAAUAAUGUUCAUGGUAUUGGAGAAGUGUUCAAUGUCAUGAUGGAGGGUGCUGUUGGUGAUGGCAGGACAGAUGAUGGAGAGGCAUUUCAAAGAGCAUGGCUGCACGCGUGCCGAAUUCCAUCAGCUGUGGUUUUAGUGCCAGCAGGAAGGAAGUUUUCGUUGAGGCCCAUUGUCUUUGCGGGCCCCUGUGCAUCUAAACUCCAACUCAAGGUGGAGGGUACAAUCGUGGCCAUGGAAGGACCGGGAUCCGGGACUGGGGAUCAUAAGGCCUGGCUGGAAUUCAAGAACCUUCGAGACUUCGCAUUAGUGGGGAAUGGAGUGAUCAACGGUAAGGGCCGUCGGUGGUGGAGCCAAGUUUGCAGACCCACCAUGAAGAGAUGCAAUCCAGGAUCCAAAGAGCCCCCCAACGGGUUAGUUUUUCAGAACUGUGUGAAUGUUCGUGUUAGCAAUUUAAGGAUCCGAGACAGUCCGAAGUUUCAUCUUACAUUCACGAACUGCGACGGCGUACGCGCCACAGGAUUGCUAAUCACGGCCCCCAGAAACAGUCCCAACACUGAUGGGAUCCACCUCAAAGACUGCCAGAAUGUCUUUAUCUUGAACUGCAGGAUCCGCACAGGUGAUGAUUGCGUCUCCAUCCAGACUGGAUCGUCCCUGGUGCUAAUCGAGGACAUUGAGUGCGGGCCUGGUCACGGUAUCAGUGUUGGGAGCUUAGGAAAAUCGAGGUCGAAGGCCUGUGUUUGGGGUAUCAAGGUCGACCGAGCAACGUUUGACCGCACCACCAACGGCUUUCGAAUAAAGUCAUGGCAGGGGGGUUCAGGUCACGCCCAUGGUAUAAUGUUCCUGAAUGCUAAAAUGAACAAAGUCGAGAAGCCGGUGGUUAUCGAUCAAUACUACUGUGAUUCUGCCACUCCUUGUGCAAACGAGACGUCUGCUGUUGCUAUCUCAGAAAUUAUUAUUGCCAACAUCACGGGGAGAUCAUCUUCGAUGAUGGCUGUGGACAUCAAGUGUAGUGAGCAUGUGCCAUGCAGAAAUGUAGUUCUCCAGAACAUUACAGUAACGACCGAGUCCAAUAAAGAUAAAAGCACAGCUGACAUCAGCUGCUGGAACGCGUAUGGGUUCAUCACCAACAUAACCAGCCCCAUGAGCUGCAGUUUGAAACCCGAACCAGCCGGCACUGGGCUGUUCGACCCGUACAGGAAUCCAACGAGACCUCUUGGCUGCUGAAAGUAAGCAUCCAUGCAACUAGACACCACGUUCUUCCUGAACAAGAGCAAAGACCAACGAUUUACUCGAUAUUUCACAAACCUCAUAGAACUUUCCUUGUGCAAAAACAUGUUCAACCCGAAGGGUUCAGUAAAUCAAGCCGACAAUGAAUUGGAAUAUAGAGUAAAAUUUCCAGUAAAUAAUUCGACACAGAAAUCUCACCUAGACUAUGCAGAUGUACAAUGUUCAUGUACGUCACUAAUUUGACGCUCAAAUUCUCCUGGAAGCGCAUGCUUUGACAUGGCUGAAGUUGGCAUCCGAGAGUAACAUUAUGUAGAGCUUUGCGAGGAAAUAAAACCUUGAAAGGAG
Molecule: messenger RNA, 1821 nt
Organism: Physcomitrium patens
Lineage: Eukaryota; Viridiplantae; Streptophyta; Bryopsida; Funariales; Funariaceae
Product: polygalacturonase
Biological process (GO): carbohydrate metabolic process
Molecular function (GO): polygalacturonase activity
Source: RefSeq, a predicted model, not a curated record